GUAAGGGCAAAUGCCUUGGGAGGCGCUGGUUGGCAGGAGCACUCGCAGGUGCCUCAGCUCCUGCAUAAUACGGGGCAUGAAGUUUUUCUAUACGCCCACGGAGAUCCGAUAAAGGUAACACCAACGAGCCUGGAAUGAUUCCCUCGAUACUCCUACUGAUCAAUCUUCUCCCUCUUACUCCUUGUCUCCAAAACUUUCUCUCCUAGCUCCGCCUGCAAAACAAUCAUCUCUUUCCACGAGCACACAGAUAAGAUAUAAUUGCUCAACAGUAUUUCCAGUGAUUGAAAACAGCACAAUGGCGUUGCUGUUUCUCAAACAAAAACUCUUUCCCUCCUCGGUCAACAACAAUCAGCGCGGUGCCAGGAGUGAACCCUUGAAGAAAAAUUCCUAUUCGUCUGAUCUCAGUAAGUUCUAUCUCAAUUCUCCUUGCUACAAUAACAAUGGCGUUCUUAUACACCGCCCUUUACUGCCCGACCCAGAGAACUUCGACGGCUCAACCGUCGAUGGUUAUAGUGAUAGGGAUGUCGAAGCACAAAUGGCUGGCUCAUAUAGUACCUUUGCAGCAAGCCCUCCCGGAUCCCCAGAUACGGAUGAUGUCGAGUCGAAUAGCAGCAGCUCCCGUUCUCGAGUUGACCCACGCCUAAUUUCCGACGCCAUUCUAGGCCUCUCUGACGGCUUGACGGUUCCCUUUGCGUUGAGCGCCGGUCUUUCUGCCAUUGGUGAUACUAGAGUUGUUGUUCUCGGUGGACUAGCUGAGUUGACGGCCGGUGCCAUUUCGAUGGGGCUGGGUGGCUAUGUUGGCGCGAAGAGUGAAGCGGAAUCCUAUCACGCGACAGUCCGAGAAGUUGAAGAGCUCAUGUCCCGUCCCGAAGAGACCAGCAUCAUUAUACAAUCCACAUUUGCAGCCUACAAGCUCCCGUCACACGCAAUUGACGAAAUUGUAAUAAACCUCCAAGCGGAUCCUGACCACCUCCGCGACUUUCUUCUCAAUUUUCACCACCAUGAAACCGAACCAGGGUGCAACCAGGCGUACAUGUCCGCGUUGACUCUUGCUCUAGGCUAUUUCAUUGGAGGGUUCAUCCCCUUGAUUCCCUAUUUCAUCGUCAGUCAAGUCCUCAUCGCUUUUUACUACAGCAUUGCCGUUAUGGCUGUCACACUCUUCGUGUUUGGAUAUGCCAAGACUUGUGUUGUGAGAGGCUGGGGCGGUAGCGCCAAUAUCAACGCCGGUAUAAUGGGUGGUCUCCAAAUGUGUGUCGUUGGUGGUCUCGCAGCUGGCGCAGCAAUCGCAUUGGUGAAAUUAAUUAACCGCGAUGAUCAAACUCUUGGUGCGAAGACGAAGACUGAAUGAACAACCCUUCGAUUUAUCUAGCAUUUAUGAGCGUUUUGAUAAGGCGUUGUGUCGGCAUAAAUCAUACAGUGCGAACCUGGCGUUUUGGCAUGAAUCAGGAAAAGGCGUAAUCUAGACUUAAUUGAAACAACAGACCAUUGAAGUGUUGCAUU
This is a messenger RNA of Talaromyces proteolyticus, 1500 nucleotides long. Its product is annotated as VIT family-domain-containing protein. The record is from RefSeq and is a predicted model, not a curated record. The coding region runs from base 296 to 1348 and encodes 350 amino acids. The transcript has 3 exons. Gene Ontology annotation, biological process: intracellular manganese ion homeostasis. Gene Ontology annotation, cellular component: fungal-type vacuole membrane. Gene Ontology annotation, molecular function: manganese ion transmembrane transporter activity; iron ion transmembrane transporter activity. Lineage: Eukaryota; Fungi; Ascomycota; Eurotiomycetes; Eurotiales; Trichocomaceae.